Molecule: messenger RNA, 396 nt
Organism: Botrytis byssoidea
Lineage: Eukaryota; Fungi; Ascomycota; Leotiomycetes; Helotiales; Sclerotiniaceae
Exons: 1
Coding region: 1-396 (131 amino acids)
Source: RefSeq, a predicted model, not a curated record
AUGAAAUGUGGUGGACGAUAUCGGUUUGGAAACACCCUAUUGUGGGCAAACGGAAGCAUGCAGGACAAUCGAUGGCUUCAUUUCGCAUAUGAAACUUGCGAAUUGAAGCAGCCCGUGAUAUUCUGGCAGUACAGGUGCGCAAUGACAGCAAACUAUACAGCCAGCAAGACAACAAAACGAAACUUCCGCAAGGAAGCAGAUCUGGACCGUCAAGGGCAAAAACACGAUGCUGUACAAGACUGUCUGCAUCAAAUUGGAUGGUUAGUAAAGGGUCUAAACGCAUCAAUGGGAAAGCAAGCCAUUAGUAUUCCUUCUUCUGUCUCUUACAUCCCCUCUGGCUCUUCUGUCUCCGAAAGACCAUCGAAAAAGCGAAGACUCGAUUGCGAAGAUGAGUGA